AUGCCGCGUGCACCACCACCGCUAUCGGGACAAACGACCGCGCACAAUACACCUCAGACAUCACACCUGUGGCCAAGUCCGAGCUGCGGCUCGUCAGGAGGGCGAUGCCGGACAAGGACUUCUCCGCCCACCUCGUGGAAGGAAGUGGCCUCGACCAGCCGUCUCUCAGAUUGUUCAAGGUCGGCGCGGACGACAAUGACCCCGCCAAAGCCAAGAAGGUCAUUCUUCUCGUCGGGGGUACGUCUGUUGAGCCGACCUCCCACAAAGGCUCCACCGACCGCUUCGUGGUCAAGACCCCUAAGCGAUGGUCCCGAGGAUUCUGCCUCGGGCGACGCCACGCCCGACGCCGUUCAGCUUCAGCUUCGCAAGGAGGGAAAGGUGCUCCACAAGACCACCUUCAGAGGGUGGCAACCCCGAGCCCUCUCGCUCGUCUCCGGCUCAGUCCUGCGGCUGUGCCACACUAAGAGUGGUGUAUUCAAGCAGCAGCCCACCUGCAAGGAACAACCUUUGCGCCGGUCUUCGGAGGUCGUUGCACUAUCCGAGCAAGAUGGCGGGAAGGCGGAUGACGGGCGGUUCAUGUUCCGCGUCGUGACCAAGCCCCGUCGCGGGAAGAUGCACACGAAGUGGACGCUGGAUGCGGAAAGCCAGUCGGAGUUAGACGCAUGGGUCUCGCUCGUGCAAGAGGCCAUCGCCCUUAUCGAUCCCGUCGACCAGAAUGCAAAAAAUGACGACUUUCAAGGAGGGGGUGUCGAGGCCGCUUCCCUGCACGAGCUGGACCGAGAAGUCCUUGUCCCGCCCUUGCCCUCCUGGGAAGCCUCAGCUUAG
Messenger RNA from Ectocarpus siliculosus, 825 nucleotides. The record is from the annotation of a GenBank genome assembly. Lineage: Eukaryota; Phaeophyceae; Ectocarpales; Ectocarpaceae.